Molecule: messenger RNA, 3841 nt
Organism: Melanotaenia boesemani (Boeseman's rainbowfish)
Lineage: Eukaryota; Metazoa; Chordata; Actinopteri; Atheriniformes; Melanotaeniidae
Gene: rasef
Product: RAS and EF-hand domain containing
Exons: 17
Coding region: 343-2475 (710 amino acids)
Molecular function (GO): GTP binding; GTPase activity; calcium ion binding
Source: RefSeq, a predicted model, not a curated record
CCGCGUUACUGGAGACAUUGAACUUUCUCGCUCCAGCUCACUGCCACAAACCAGAAUAUUAACUGUUGAAGAAACCUGCGUUGUUGUUUUAAAUUAUUAAUUAACCUAAUAAGUGGUUUCAAGUGGGUUAACUCGGCCUAGACUUUUGUAAGCGCGCAGCAUCUGCUAAAAUGUUCGGAUAACAGCGGAUCGAGUAUUAAAGUUUGACACAUUUUGCAGCUGUCCUGCGUCUAAAACACUUGCCAUUUUAAAGGAUUUCUGGAAUUCCUUGUCUCGGUGGUCAACUCAGUUUACUGAAACGCUUUUUUUUUCUCCAGCCAGUCACAGCCACCUAUCAAGGGUAUGAGCGCAAAGGAGCGGGACCGGCUGCGCACUUUAUUUCGCACCUACGAUGUUGACAACUCCGGCCGGAUCGAGAGAAACGAGUUUCUGACUAUGUGUGCGAAGCUGCAGGUGUCAGCGACGGAGGCUGACCGAAUAUUUGACCUACUGGACGUCGACCAAGACGGAACCGUCAUCCUGCAGGAGUUCAUCCAAGGGUUUCACGACCGCUACGGAGAGGUCAUGGAGUCAGAGGGAGGAGACGUGUCAACAGCUUGGGAGAACUUCGAGAGGAGAAUGGGUGAGCAGGCCAAGUACAUCCCCAGGCAUGAACAGGCUGCAACGCUGUAUCAGAACAUCAGUCUGACUGAGCCCCGGCUGAUUCCUCACUUUGAAAAAGUCAUUAUUAACUUCACCAAAGAGAUCAAACAGCAGAACUCAGAGAUGGAGAACCUGGCGCUCGCCAUCAAACGAGCACAGGACCAAGCAGCAAUGCAGCUCAGUGAGAUGGAGGAAGAAAUGGACCAACGCAUUCAUGCAGCUGAAAGAAAAACACGGGAGCAGGAGAAGAAAAGAGCAGAUGCCGUGUUGAAUGACUUACGAAGAGGUUAUGAAACGGAAGUGUGUGAGCUGCAGUGUAAGAUCCAGAGGAUGCAGAUGAUUGAAGAGAAGUACAAGAACAUCACAGUGAAAGAUGAGAGUCCAGCUUUAAAGAAGAAGAUCAAUGAGCUCACAUUGGAAAACCAGAGACUGAAACAGGAGUUUCUGAAGUCAAAGACCCAAGUGGCCUGUCUGCAAAGCGAGAUGGACUCAUUGAAGACGGAGCUAACGGAUCAAAGCAUGAACUCUGAACGAGACGAGGAGCUCAUGAAACACUUCUCAGACGAGCGAGACAUCUUGGAGAGUCAGAUUGAGAUUCUGCAGACAGCCAACAGGAAGCUCCAUGACAGCAAUGAUGGUCUGAGAGCAGCUCUGGAAAGGGUGUCAAAGUCUGGUACCAGUGGGUCCCCAGGAGGAAUUAAGGAAAGAUUUAGAAGUAAAAGCAUCUGCUACACAUCACCAUAUGCAUUAAUAGACAGGUUUGGCCACCGCAUGGAUGAGAUUCCUUUGUACAACCGCCGGCCCAGCUGUGACACUCUGGCCUUGGCCAUUUGUGACCCGGGCCUGAAGCGAAGAAACAGCAGUGAGUAUGAGGAGGACAGCCUGCCUGAAAUAUACAUGGACAGCGGCUUGUCGACACUCAGAGGCUCACAUGGAGGCUAUGAAUCAGAGCACGAAGUCAAGGGCCAAGAAGAGGAAGAAGAAGAAGAGAAAGAGGAGAAGAAGACAGGGGAGGAUCAAAACAAUGAUAUCACAAUGGAAGAAAACUCUGACACUGAGCAAACAGAGACGCAGGACGGGGAAUCAGCUAUCGGGUCGGACAGCAGCUCAGUUUUAGACUGGAAGACUGAAUGUCUAAAUGCCACAUCACCCUCAACUCCAACAACAAAAAAAGCUCUCAGUGCCAUCAAGGUUCAAAAUGAGGACAAGGACAGCGUUGACCUGGGCUACAUGACCUCAGAGAAGGCCUACAGGAUCGUGUUAGCUGGAGAUGCCGCUGUGGGAAAAUCCAGCUUUCUGCUGCGCCUUUGCAAGAACGAAUUCAAACUAAACUCCAGCACAACCCUGGGAGUGGACUUCCAGAUGAAGACACUUGUUGUGGACGGCGAGCCCGUAUUAUUACAGCUUUGGGACACCGCAGGACAGGAGAGGUUUCGUAGUAUUGCAAAGUCUUAUUUCCGACGUGCAGAUGGUGUUUUGCUGUUGUAUGACGUCACCUGUGAGAAGAGUUUCCUUAAUGUUAGAGAGUGGGUAGACAUGAUUGAGGAUGUGUCACCUGAGGAUAUUCCCAUCAUGCUUGUUGGUAAUAAGUGUGAUCUUAGACAAAAUGCAGUCAAGUGUGUUCCUACCAGCUAUGGAGAAAAACUGGCCAUGACAUACAACACCCUGUUCUGUGAAACCAGUGCCAAAGAUGGCUCUAAUAUCGUGGAGGCUGUCCUACACCUGGCCAGGCAGGUGACAAAGUAUGCUACCUUUGAGGAGAAAAGUCACCAUCAGUCGCUGCCCAGUUUAAAUGCUCCCAGGAAUAAACCACAGUUCUCUUGCUGCAACUGAUCAAACUCAUCUCACUGUAUGUGAAGUCCCACGUUUAACGAAGGAGACAAACACAACAGGAACAAAUCGUCGGUGUGAAUACCCAGAACAGUUUUACAUAUGGAUAAACUGAGUAAACAAAAUACGAGAUUACAUGUCAGCCUCUGAAAUGUAUAAUAAUUGGUAUAAACUUCAAGAUGUGUGAAUGUUGUUUUGUGUCUGUGUCUGUAUUUUGCACAAGUUCCUUUGGCCCAUUUCAGACAAUUAAUUAAUGUGAUGGCUCCUGAAUGUAUUGGUGGCAUAUCUAAAUUACUACCCAGAUGAUUUUCUGUAACAUUUUGAAGUAGUGCUGUGACUUGGUCAGAUCGAUCAGCAUUCACUUAUCAGUUUCAAAAUGGCAAAGAACAGAAGUAGGUUAAGUUGGCUUAAGAUUAGCUUUGGAGAGCAACCAUGCUAUCAAAUGAAGUUAAAACUGUUGACAUUUCUUCCCACGUAAUUAUACUGUAUUUUCUGCUGUGGUGCAGCUUCUCAUCUGGCAAACGGGGGUCCUUUGAAAAGGGCUUUCAACUUAUUUGAUGCUAUUUGUACACUUUACCAGACUCACACUUCCAUGUUGUGAAGGUCAUGCAAGCAAGUUGUAAAAAAGGAAAGACAGCUGUGAAAUGUGUGAGAAGGGAUGAAAUGUAAAGUAUGUAUCCAAGUGAAGUUGGAAAGUGAUAUUUUUAAGUUAUUUUGACACAUAAUUGCACAUGUUGAAAGACGAACAGGUGGUAAAUCACAUUAUAAUAAGUAAAGAAAUGUGAAACUGGAGCACUUAACCCAUUAUUAUCAUAUGUCUAUGUUCAGGUUUUAAAUCUGCUGUCAUCAAUCCUACAACCUACUGUUAUUAUUAUAAUACCGCAACAGUGUUAUAUUUCUUUUAGCUUUCUUGUUAUAUAUUUUAACAUUUAGCAACUAGCUUUAGCAGAUUUCCAUCUACAAAAAUUCUAAAACAUACGUACGUUAUUAUUUGCUAUCCAUAACAAAUAGUAGCAUAAAGCAAAGCUUUUCUUUGUAUCCCUCAGAUACAAUAAGCGACUGUGAUUCUUUUUAAAUUAAAAUUUUUAACUUGCCAAGUUGUUCCUUGUGAUGUAUUAGAGUAGAUGUUUUAUUAUAUUUACCUUAAUGUUUAUAGUUAUAUCAUGCAUAUUAUGACCCUCUUGAAUGUCAGCAAGAUGUCAAUAUGCUUCAAAUAAAAUGCUUGUGGGAUUCUCACACUGUGUCUGAACUUUUAUCAAGAUUUGAGAUGGAGUGGCUUUGAUGCAAUUCUCUCUUUUUGCACAAAUGCAAAUGAUAAAUGUUACUCAGUUGUUUUUUUCCAAUCACAUUAAACUUUUUUUCUCCUGAA